Molecule: messenger RNA, 4779 nt
Organism: Nerophis ophidion (straightnose pipefish)
Lineage: Eukaryota; Metazoa; Chordata; Actinopteri; Syngnathiformes; Syngnathidae
Product: R3H domain-containing protein 2
Exons: 29
Coding region: 769-3936 (1055 amino acids)
Molecular function (GO): nucleic acid binding
Source: RefSeq, a predicted model, not a curated record
CUCUAAGGCCCGGAGGACGCCACUGCCGUCGUGGGGAAAAAAGUGACGCCGCUCCGGUGUACACACUCACCAGCCGCAGCUAAGACGGCAGGGGAAAAGUAUUUUUCUUUUUUCAUUUCAUUUCUAUUCGUUUUUAUAGUUUAUGUGUCGGGAGUUUAUUCGGUAUCUCACUGCCAAGGAGCCAGCGGGCUCUCGGUGAAGCUCCCGCCGCUUCCGGCUCACGCAGCAGCGGCAGCACUAGUUUGACAGUCGCGGGUCGCACCGAGCAGCUAGCAUUAGCUAGCAUUAGCCCUGCCAGCUUCUAAAGACCAAAGACCCUGGAGGUUUCUUCUCACGGAUCCUGCAGGGGGGAAAAAAACACCACAGAACCUGGAGGUUUCUUCUCACGGAUGCUGCAGGAAAAAAACGGCUCCUGAGUGAAGGACUGACCAUGUUGCUAAACUGAGAUCCCAGGAGAGAAGCAAGAGGCCCCAAAGGACCCCUUUGUGUGCCCUGUCCUCUCUCCCUGACUGGCUGCUCCCUCCUCAGUUCACCUGCUUGUUCCCAACCCUGAAGGCUAAGGCUUACUAUGGACUGCACAUUGCCUUCUGUUGCAGUCCUGCCCAGUAUGCUACCUUAGUGGGUUGGUCACCUCACCUUCCCCUGGGUGUUUCCUUCCACACUUGCUAUAAAACCUGCACGUCUGAUACCACCUACAGUCAGGAGCGCCUGGGUCCUGUACCCAACCUUCCCUCCCCAUCUCCCACCCUCUCCCUCUCCCAGAAGAAGAUGUCAGUCAGCCUGACAACAGACAUCCAGAAGGAGGGAGAGAGUGGGCCACUCAUUGAACCCUGCGGUCGAGGCAAGACCUGCCCUCAGUCACAGGGCCCCAAGGAAGCGACAGGAGAGGGUCUGGAGCUUGAAGACAGCUCUCCGCAGGAUGUACAGAAACGGGCUCCUAACCACAGCCAAAGGAAACGGGCAAAGUCUAACGCAAAACUGAAGUUGGUAAGAAGUCUGGCAGUGUGUGAGGAAUCUGCUGGGCUGUUCGGCAAUGAUGGCCCUCCAGAAUCGGAUAUCAUUCAGCUUCACAUCAGCUGUCCAUCUGACAAAGAAGAAGAAAAGUCAUCCAAGGAUGAGUAUGAAAAUGAAGAAAAGGAGAAGAAGGACAAGGCACCACGGAAGAUGUUGUCACGUGACUCCAGUCAGGAAUACACUGACUCCACGGGUAUCGACGUUCACGAGUUUCUGGUCAACACACUGAAGAACAAUCCCAGGGAUCGAAUGAUGCUGCUCAAACUCGAACAAGAUAUCCUGGAGUUCAUUAAUGAUGACAAUAACCAGUAUAAGAAGUUCCCCCAGAUGACUUCCUAUCACCGAAUGCUGCUGCACCGCGUAGCUGCCUACUUUGGCAUGGAUCACAAUGUGGAUCAGACGGGCAAAGCUGUCAUCAUCAACAAGACCGCCAACACGCGCAUCCCCGAGCAAAGGUUCUCAGAACACAUCAAGGAUGAGCGUAACAUGGACUUCCAGAAGAAAUUCAUUCUUAAGAGAGAUGAUGCCAGCAUGGACAAGGAUGAUAAUCAGAUCCGUGUGCCGCUGCAGGACGGGCGGCGUAGCAAGUCCAUCGAGGAACGAGAGGAGGAAUAUCAGCGGGUACGAGACCGGAUCUUUGCCCGAGAAGUGUCUUUUUUCUUACAGUCCUCUCAGAACGGAUACAUCAAUGACAACAGACUUUCCACUGAGGGCUACUGCUCUAGCUCCCAAAAGCGGAGGCAGAUCUUUAGAGGGAACCGCGAGAGUUCCAGCCGGGCGUCCAGCAGUCGUCAGAGCAGUACGGACAGCGAUAUGAAAUGCUUGGAGCCACGUCCCUGGAGCAGCACCGACUCUGAUAGCUCGAACCGCACCCUGCGGCCCCCUGUCACAAAGGCCAGCAGCUUCUCUGGUAUCUCCAUCCUCACUCGAGGGGACAGUCUUGGCAGCAACAAAGGCUCACAGGGAAGCUGCAAAGGCUCUCGAUCUGGCCUGCACCUAGUCAGUCCUGAUGUGUGUCCCCCACCUGUAGCCUCCCAGUCCAGCCGUAGCUUGCUACCCUGUGCAACCCAGCAGCCGCCGCAACCCCAGGCUCCGACCGCCCUGCUGCCCACCCCGCAACAACACCCCAUGGGCAACCACAUCAUUACUCAGCCGGUAGCAUCUUUGCAGCCCUCUCAGCCUGUCUCCUACUCCAGCCCCCAGGUUCUCCUGCCCAUUUCUCCUCCUCAGCAGUACACAAUGGGGGAAGAACUGGCGCCCCAGUUCACCCAGAUGACGCUGAGCCGUCAGGGCUCCAGUGAGAACCCCGAGCCUCCCCCCUUGUAUCAGGCUCCUCCGACUGUCCUGUCCCAACACCCCCCUCCUCAAACCAGUUACAUAAUGGCGACCACCGGCCAGCCGAUGCCUCCGCCGUCUGGCUACCAGCCGGCCACCGGACAUCCCCAUCCUCCACCCCCACCGCCACCUCCAUCUCAGACCGUCAUGCAGGCCCCGCCUUCUCAGAGCUACAUGCAGCCGCCUCCGCCACAGCAGAUCCAAGUUUCAUACUACCCCCCUGGUCAGUACCCCAGUUCAGGCCAGCAGUACCGUGUGGCCCAACCCAUGUCCCACCAGGUCUCUUACCCUGCCCAGCGCACACAGCCCAUGCCUCAACCCGCACAGCAGUCAGGUCUCCAGACCAUGAUGCCCAGCCAGCAGCCGAGUUACCAGGGCAUCAUUGGGGUGCAGCAGACCCAAAACCCUGCUCUGCUCAAUACCCAGAGAGCUGGCAUGGGAGGGCAAAUGCAAAGUAUCGUGGUUCAGUACCCACAGAUGCCAUCCUAUCAGGUGCCAGUUGCGAACGAGAAUCAGCAGGUGGUGCAGCAGCAGUACCAGCAGCAGGUCAUGGUGCCAGUGAGCCAGUCAGUCCAGGGACCUAUGCCUGUUUACUACAGUGUUAUUACGCCCACACAGCAAAAUAGCACAAGCCCAUCUGUAGGUUACCUGCAGCCCCCCAACUCUGAACAGUAUCAGAUCACACCAUCGCCUUCUCCAUGCAACCCUCAACAGUUACAGCAACAAUAUUCAGGAGUUCCCCCUCCUGGUCCUGGAGUCAUGGUCAUGCAGCUUAGUGUCCCCAAUGGAUCGCAGCCUUCCCAAAAUCCUCCGCUAGUCCAGUGGAACCCAUGCAAAUACUACAGCAUAGAGCAGAGACCCGGAAAGCCUGGGGAUCUCUACAAACCUGAAAAUACUUCACAGGCUAGCACCCAGCUGACAAGUCCUCUGCCCUCGCCGACCCAGUCUCCUACCCCGUCUCCCUCUAGCAGCGUCAACAGUGUCUGUCCAGGCCUCGGACCAUUACCCCUCAUUCCCCAAUUCCCACGGCCGGGUGGGACAGCUCAAGGUGACGGCCGCUACUCUUUAUUAGGACAACCUCUCCAGUACAGUCUGUGCCCUCCUAGCCUCAUGCAUGGCCAGUCUUCAUACAGUUCCCAUCAGGGCCACGGCGUGAUGAAAAUUGGUGCACGAGGGAAGAAGCAAACACUCAAAUCUGCAUCGACUGAUCUUGGCACAACAGAUGUUGUGGUGAGUCGAGUACUUGAAGUAACGGACCUGCCAGAAGGUAUUUCACGUCCAGAAGCUGAAAAACUCUUCAACCAGCUGUCCAUGUGCGGCGCCAGGAUCCAGUGGCUGAAGGACCCUCAGGGAGGGAGAGCGGUAGGCUGCGGACCCUCGGGGUCGGGCGGCGCCAUGACCUGCAUGGGAGCAGUGAAGGGUGAGGACCCUGCUCACCUGUACACAGUGGUGGCCGUGUUCCCCAGCACCAUGGCCGCCCAGAGUGCUUCCUUCAAACUGAACAACAGUGCAGCUAGCCUCUUCAAACUGAGGGCGGCCAAAAAGAACUACGACCUGCGUGUGCUGGAGAGAGCAAGCUCUCAGUGAGACUCUCAUGCCUGUCUUGGUGUACAAUUAUAAAGAAAGAAAAAAAACGUGUCAAAUGUAUAAAAGGGAAGAAAGUGUGACUCAUGAGGUGGUCGGUGUUUGCUUUCAAUAUUCUUUAGUCCUUUGUUUUUAAUUGUUUUGUAUUCAUAUAGCAGAAGAGCACACAAGCAUGUGGUUUCACCUGAAGUGUGUGCUGCCAGCAUAUUGAAACAAACACGUACAGGUAAAAACCACGCACACACUCACUCACACACACACACACACACACACACACACACACAGGCAACAGGGUGACGUAGCACAUAAACAAGCCAAAACACACACUGGACAGUCCACCUCAAUGAAAACUUUUCUUCUUCCUCACUUUCUUUUCUUCCAGCGCUGACCAUCCUGCCAUGUGGCAUAUUUAUACAUUUUGGUACGUCUUUCAUGCUGUUCCUCUCCUGCACUCUUGUUUGCCUUACUGCUGUUGUGGGCUUCUGUAUUGCGCUGUUCUUCUUUGGGGGAGGCAGGGACCUCAAUAUAUUUAUAUAAGUGAUGUAAGGAAUAAAGAAAUCUAUAUAUUCAGUGAUAUUUUUUUGUUCUCUCUUCCUCCCCGAGUGAAAAUUUUGGCCUUUUUGUUUGUCCUUUUCUCCUUUCCUCUUCAUCCCUCAGCCUCACUUUUGUCCUUUCCUGCAACUUCCCUCCACUGUGUUGGCUUUUUUCUGUUGACAGCUGUGCAGAAAGUUUCAGAAAAUGUAGUUGAAGUGCACAAUGAUUGCAUAUGUCUACUGUAAAUUUUAUUUAAUCUGUUAAUUUUUGGUUUGUUUUUAAAAAUACAAAAGUUGACAAAAGCAAUGAAAA